AUUCUGGACCCAAAUCUUUUUAAGAAAGAAUGGACAGACCACAAAUUACGCUGGAAUCCUGAUGAAUACGGUGGAAUUCGUUCAAUUAAAGUUCCAUCGGAAUCUCUCUGGCUUCCCGACAUAGUUCUCUUUGAAAAUGCUGAUGGCCGUUUCGAAGGCUCCCUCAUGACCAAAGUCAUCGUGAGAUCCAACGGCACCGUCAUUUGGACGCCCCCCGCCAGCUACAAAAGCUCGUGCACCAUGGACGUCACCUUUUUCCCAUUCGACCGGCAGAACUGCUCCAUGAAGUUCGGGUCGUGGACUUACGAUGGAACCAUGGUUGACCUCGUUCUGAUCAAUGAAAAUGUUGACAGGAAGGACUUCUUCGAUAACGGAGAAUGGGAGAUACUCAAUGCAAAAGGGAUGAAGGGCAACAGGAGAGACGGUGUCUACUCCUACCCGUUCAUCACGUACUCGUUCGUCCUGCGCCGCCUGCCCCUCUUCUACAGCCUCUUCCUGAUCAUCCCCUGCCUAGGGCUGUCUUUCCUGACAGUGCUUGUGUUCUAUCUCCCUUCCGACGAAGGGGAAAAGCUGUCCCUGUCCACCUCGGUGCUGGUUUCCCUGACCGUGUUUCUCUUAGUAAUUGAGGAAAUAAUCCCCUCUUCCUCCAAAGUCAUUCCUCUCAUUGGGGAGUACCUGUUGUUCAUUAUGAUUUUCGUGACCCUGUCGAUUAUUGUGACAGUUUUCGUGAUUAACGUUCACCACAGGUCCUCUUCCACUUACCACCCCAUGGCCCCCUGGGUGAAGAGACUCUUUCUGCAAAAGCUUCCUACAUUGCUUUGUAUGAAGGACCACGUGGAUCGCUACUCUUUCCCAGAUAAGGAUGAGAGUCAACCAGUAGUGAAAGGUAAAGCUCUAGAAAAAAGGAAACAAAGACAGGUGAGUGAUGGAGAAACAGUUCUUGUUGCUUUCUUGGAAAAGGCAGCUGAUUCCAUCAGAUACAUUUCAAGACACGUGAAGAAGCAGCAUUUCAUCAACCAGGUGGUACAAGACUGGAAAUUCGUAGCCCAAGUUCUGGACCGAAUCUUUCUGUGGCUCUUUCUGAUAGUGUCAGUUACAGGCUCUGUUCUGAUUUUUACUCCUGCUUUGAAGAUGUGGCUCCAUAGUUCCCACUAG
Messenger RNA from Callorhinus ursinus (northern fur seal), 1155 nucleotides. Lineage: Eukaryota; Metazoa; Chordata; Mammalia; Carnivora; Otariidae. The record is from RefSeq and is a predicted model, not a curated record.